Messenger RNA from Ciona intestinalis (vase tunicate), 934 nucleotides. Its product is annotated as protein SPMIP1-like. The record is from RefSeq and is a predicted model, not a curated record. NCBI's taxonomy places the organism in Eukaryota, Metazoa, Chordata, Ascidiacea, Phlebobranchia, Cionidae.
UUAAACUAUGUUAUUACUUUAGGUGUUAUAACUGACGUCAUUUAUUUUUAAGUUAGCAAUCGGUGCCAGGUUGUUGUUAAAAAGGUUUUGUCGCUUCUGUGAAGUCCGUCAAGAUGGUUCGCGAGCUUAAUAUGGACACCCAGCGGCAAAACUUUUGGAAAGAAGCAAUCAAAAAGGAGGCGUACGUGAGGCUUGCCUGGCACCAGAAAUACCGGGACAACGUUAGCGAGGACGAUCAAACGCAGGCUACAGAACAACAGAGAACCCGUUCAAAAAGAUUUCAAGACAUGGUCCCAAAACCUCCGACUAGAAGCCUCACACUUCCUGUCCUAUCUUACCCAAAGCGGCGGCAACCAAAACUUGAAGUAGUAGCGCCUACUACCGAGGUGGUUGAUCCAAACCUGCUGUUAGUGGAAAUGCGUCCAGUUUCCCCUGGUAUCCGAAAAAUGUUAUACCACGGUUUUACAAAGGAGGGCAAGGGUAGAUACCAAUACCUGCAAGCACGAACCAUUAAGAAACCUGAAGAAAAAUACGAAUUUCCACUGACCACAUCUUGGGAAUACGGUUGGCACUUGGACGACGUUGUUAAAGAUUUCUGGGCACCGCAAUUCGGCCGCUCCCGCAUCGUACGCGACACUUUUUACAGAAGAAACGGCAUUUUGUACGAACCGAUCACCGCCUAGACUCCCCAGCCACCUGCCACGCGUGCAAUACCUUUCCAACAAACCUUCACGUGUGAUUUUACCUUUAACGCCAUAAAUAAUUGCCGCCGAGAUUUUAAAUAUACAUUGACAGCCAUUUAUACAGAGAUUAUUUACAUUGCCCAUGUAGUUCUUUGCUUUUAAAUAAUUUAUGGAAUUAAAUUUAAAUAUCUUGCCAAAUCAAAACGCUUUAUAGUAGUGUAUUGAUUUUACAAAUACAUAUAUUUACUGGA